AUCAGCAAUUCACCAACCCUUCCUGCCAUUUUACCAACGCAAUUCUUCCACAGCCGACAAUCUUCGCGAUGUCUAACUACGAAAGCCACAUCCUACCUGCUCUCCAGCAGCUCUCGUCGCCCGCGUCCGAGCCCAUCAGCGUCGCCUACGUCGUCGCGAAUUCGGUGGGUAAGAGUACCGUGCUCGUCCCCGAUCUUUGGAAGCAUGUCAAGGCCACCCGACCAGACGCCCAAGGUCUAUAUAUCCUAUCCAACCAGGAAGAGGCCGAGCUAGUGGUGGAUGAUAUCGCCGAACGUGAGGCUGCUGAGGUGAUCAACGAGGUGCCUGACGCGGACAGCCGGCACAAGCUAGGGCUGGUCUCUUUCGACCAUUUCAACGAGCUGAUGACGGGCUCGGAGGAGGCGUCGCCCGUGCUUCGCCACCAAGACGCGAUCCUGUUUGCAGACGUCGACCAUAUCCCGACCGUGAGCGGGGAGAUAAGCAUAGGCAUCCUCGUAAAUUGGAUCCAGCGCUUGAGAUCCUUAGAAGACGUCAAGGUCACCAUCGUCCUUCUCGCCUGCAACGACAGGGAGGACGUGGAUAAUGUAUUCUAUAGUUACGACAUCCGCGCUACCUGUCUCCGCUGGGAAGAGGAUGCGCAAUACGACGAACAAGAGAUUGAAUCAUACGAGGAGAUUGUAGAUAUCCUCUUGCCGAUAUUGAACGAACCUACGCACGGCGGCGCGGCACCUUAUGUUGCGAUCUUCGCCCCCUUGGUAGAAAUGACUAGCAGAAUCAUGGAGCCGCUCCACAAAUUCAGCAACGAAGGCAUAAGAUACGUGAGCAUCGACAAGGAGAUCCCGAAGCUUCGCAUACGGGAAAUUACGGGCGUCGAUAAGCCUACCGUCCUCUUUAAUCUCAGAUGCGCAAUUUCCCUCCCGCAUAAAUGCGAGAGGGUCUUUGAUGCUUCUACCAUCAGCAAGAGCGCGAAGAAGGGCGGACAUCGUCCCACCCUCUAUACCAUGUGGGAUUCCGAGUGGUUUCAGGCCAACAAGUCUAAAGACAACGUCGUCGCGAGCGCGACGUUUGGCAGCCUCGCUUAUCCCUCGGUGCCCGUUCCGGCGCUCGGAGGGAGUUCGUCCCUUAUCGCGGAGAUGCGCCGUCGACUUGUUAUCAUGGGAUGCAUAGACAAGGCCGCUCCUAUAUCCCGAAUCACCGCCUUUGGUGCUAGGGUGCUGCACUACGUCCGCAACAAGGAAUUCAACAGGUUCCGUAACAUUCACGUCGCCCAUCUCCUCGCUCAGAUCGAGACGGGCCGGGAGCUCUCGCUCCGUUCGAAGCGAGUACUCAUCCGCAUGGCGGCUCUGACGACCUACAGGCCGUGGUACACCUUGACAGACGAAGCUACGGAGAAGAAGCUGGGCGAAGACUGCGUCGGCGUCGGCAAGCAGAAUGCGCACUACGGCCAGCUGUGGUGCGAGCUGGGCAUCUGGUCCAAGCUGAGCGCGGAGCGCAGCAUCCAGCACGCCCUUGUCGACGGCGCACCUUUCAUCGAAAGAGCAGCAGGGCUCAUGCGAGUCAUGGUGGACAGCUGCCAACUUAUGGACGAGUAUGUCACCGCGCUAGAAGACCACCUCGGGUUGGACCGGUGCGACAAUUUAAUCGCCGAGACGAAGCUCGAGCCGCGGGAACAACGCCAGAUGGUCUCAUUCGUGUACGAGCAGGGAUUACCGCCGCGAGACUUGGCUUUGAUGCGGCUCGUACACUUGGGUGUGCUGCCGUCCGGCCGACCUGAGGACGGCGGAUUCUUUGCCAUCUACCAAGAUAGCGCCGCCCACGAAGGCAUACUCGAACCCCUCUACCUCACCAUGCUCCCAAAAGAGGUAUCAGCAUGGAUGGUAGAACGUCUCGGCGCGCAAUACCUCUUGUCGCUCGUUUCGACGACUUACCCCGUCCCUACUAGCUAG
This is a messenger RNA of Daldinia caldariorum, 1946 nucleotides long. RefSeq lists its product as uncharacterized. The coding region runs from base 69 to 1946 and encodes 625 amino acids. NCBI's taxonomy places the organism in Eukaryota, Fungi, Ascomycota, Sordariomycetes, Xylariales, Hypoxylaceae. The transcript is spliced from 7 exons. The record is from RefSeq and is a predicted model, not a curated record.